UACUGCAGUAGGCAGACAGCUGUAGCUCCUGACCCUUCCUUUUUGCCCUAAGAUUCUCUCUGUGGAGCUCAGGAAAGGGCAAAUAUUUUUUUUGUCACUUGUACUUCAGGGCACUCAGGCAGAGGGCAGGCUCUUAGACAGCGUCCGGUACCAAACACGUGCAGUUAGCUGACACGCAGCCAUGCUGAAAGCGGGCGCCACCAAGAUGGGGCUGCCCAAGCAGGGACUCCAGGAGCGGGCUAGGCAAGCCUCCUUGGUCCCCUCCUCCUCGUCGACCACCUCCACAGCCAUGAAGACCUCCAGAUCCUCCAACAUACUUGCCUCAGACCAGCGCCUCAGCAGGCUAAAAAGAGCCAGCAGUGAUGAUGCCUUGACAAAGCCUGCACUUGGAGCUGCUGCCUCUGGCUCCCGGAUGAAGAAGACUGUGACCACCGGAGCCAUCUCAGAUCUUGCUGAGGCCCGUCCUCGCAGCCUUUCGGGUGCUCAAGUGGCCAAGAAGUCCGGUAUCCCAGCCCCUAGAGAAAUCCCUUCUACCAUAACAAGAGACCGCAUCUCUCUGAGGGACCAGCUGAGGAGCUCUUCCAAUAAGAGAAUGGUUUCUAGUGCCAGCACUUCUAGCCUCUCCACCCUGGCAAAGCAGACACGUAGUUCAGCCAAGUCCCGUGGAGAUGCAGAGGGCCAAGAAAGGAGCCUUCUGGAGUGCCAAGUGAAAGAGCUGCUGGCUGAGGCCAAGGCUAAAGACUUAGAGAUCAGCAAUCUCAGGAUGGAGUUGCAGCGCUGCAAAGGUAAAGCCUCCACUGCUUCCUCUUCACCAUCACCAACUUCUGUCUCACAUCAAGAGCCUGCUGCAGAUCGAGAGCAGGGACAGGUGACGGAGGCUAUUGCUCUGGUUGGGGAGCUGAGGGAGAAGAAUGGGAAGUUUCAGAAAGAAUUGGCAGCCCUUAGGGAGGAGAACCAAGUGUUGAAGGAAAAGCUGCUUUGCUUGGAAGAUACUCUGCUCUCUAGUACAAAUACAAGCUCCCCCUCCAAGCCUUUGGUGAAUGGCCUGCCUAUAGACUCCAACUCCUCAGCUCCACAACAAGACAGUCUCCCUUCUACUGCCAGCCCACUCAAAACCUCUGUCUCUUCCAGCUCUGACAUCACCAAGGACUCACCAUCACCUGACUCCUCAGAGUUUGAGAAGAUCCCUUCAUGCUCAGAAUCAGUGAGCAGUGGUGUCAGUGGUGAAGUCGUUGCAUCUGGGGCAGUAAGAAUUGAACGGGGGCAGGAUGUGUCAGUGCAGAUUCUAACAGAAAAGAUUCACAAGAUGGAGGAGAGCCACCACAGCACAGCAGAGGAGCUGCAGGCAACUCUGCAGGAGUUGGCCGACCAGCAGCAAGUGGUACAGGAGCUGACGGCUGAGAACGAGCGUCUGGCUGAGGAGAAGCGCCUCCUGCAGACCUCACUACAACAGCAGAGAGAACGUCUGGAGGUGUUGGCACAGAAGAAUGAGGCGCUGGCUGUCCGACUUCAGGAGCAAGCCCAAACUCAGGCCCAGAGGGAGGAGGAGCUGGGUAGCCAAGGGCCUCGGCUUGCCGAGUUGGAGCAGAGGUAUGCCGAGCUGGUAGAGAGCUCACGCUUUGAACGGGAGAAGCUGGUGGACAUCCAGCAGCAGCUGACAGGCAGUCUGCGGGCUCUAGAAGAGGAGCACCAGGAGGCCCAGGGCCAGGUGCGCUGCCUCAGAGAGGAGAUGGCCAUGCUGCAGGCCCAGCUGGAUAGGGAGUUGGAAGUUGGAGGUCAGGCAGUACAAGUUGCAGAGGAGCAGAAGGCAACAGCAGACUGCCUCAGACUGGAGAACAGUAGACUGAAGGCGCAGGUGGACAUUGAGAGACAAAAGGUGGGUGAGCUGAAGGCCAUGCAAUGUGCCAGUGACAGCACUGAGCUGCAAAGCCUGCUGAAGACGGCCCACACUGACAGAGACAGGCUGGAAGUGGAGCUGACAGAAAUGAGGCAGGAGCUGCUACAGGCCCAAGCCGAGAGUGAGCAUGUGCAAGCCACAAUGUCCAAGGUGGAGGCCAAAUGCCAGCAGGUUCAGGAGUGGGCCGAGAGAAGGGAGCAGGAGCUCAAUAGCCAGGUGACUUCCCUGGAAGAGGCUGGGAUCCAGGCUGAGAACCAGGUGAAGGAGCUGAAGGAGACCAUCUUUGAACUGGAGGACCAGGUGGAGCAGCAGAGGGCCGUCAACUGUCACACCAACCAAGCCGUCCUGGACAUGGAGAAUCUUGUCAAAAAGCUGGAAGAGCAGAAAGCUGAAGCAGAACGACAACUGAAAGUCUUGAGUAGACAAAUGAAGGAGGAAAAAGAGGACUGGCGCCGCUUCCAAGCAGACCUCCAGACAGCAGUGGUGGUGGCCAAUGACAUCAAGGUGGAGGCUCAGCAGGAGCUGCGUGCACUCAGGAGGCAGCUGCAGGAGGAGCAGGAUCGAAGCGCAAAGCUUUCUGCAGACCUAGAGGCCCUGCAGGGAGUCAGGUCCCAAGGUGAUGAGGUGAGAGUGUCCGACUCCGAUAACAGCCGUCACUGGUGUGGCAUCUCCAUGAUUCCAACGCCACCCAUAGACGCCAGUGGAGAUGCCGACACAGAGCCUGGAGCUACUGUCAAAUCCCUCAUUAAGUCCUUUGAUACUGUUGGACAGAAUGGACCAGGUCACACAGUUCAAAUGCAUUCCUCACCGAGAAGCCCGCUAAGUGGGAUUCCUGUACGCACCGCACCUGCUGCAGCCGUCUCCCCUAUCCAGAGACACUCGUACAUAAAGCCACUAUCAAAGACAUUGGAAAAAAGAAUCAAUCAGGGAGAAUUCUCUCAUCCUCAUGAUAAAUUGUCGGGCUGUGGGGAAGACUUAAAACCUAAUAGCCUUAUGAGGAAGAGCCCUUCACUAGAGUCUGUAAUUAAAACUCCCGUCUCCCUCAGCAGCCGCACAGCAUCCUUCAGCUGCAACCGAGGCAACAGCAAGCUCAGUGUGGAAAGAAAGGACCCCUUGGCUGCACUGGCGCGGGAGUAUGGAGGAUCUAAGAGAAACGCUCUACUGAAGUGGUGCCAGAAGAAAACAGAAGGCUAUCCGAAUAUUGAUGUGACCAACUUCAGCAGCAGUUGGAGUGACGGCCUGGCCUUCUGUGCCCUCUUGCACACAUAUCUGCCAGCUCACAUCCCUUACCAGGAACUCAUCAGUCAAGAUAAGGUCCGGAAUCUGACCCUGGCUUUCCAGGCCGCAGAGAGCAUUGGCAUCAACCCCUCCCUGGACAUUGAGGAGCUGAUGAAGACCGACAGGCCGGACUGGCAAAGCGUCAUGCAGUAUGUGUCUCAGAUCUACAAGUACUUUGAGACCUGACUGGAGAGGAAGAGGACCUGGCGACCGAUGAAGACAUCAAAGAUGAUGAAGAGGCACUGCGGCACUUUUCUGUCCCGUUUGUCACCACCACAUCCACCUUCCAGACAGACUAAACGGUGCCGCUUCAACCCUCCUCCUGCUCAAUGUUUGACACUAGAGACAUGACAGAGGACCGUUCUGUUCUUGAGAAAUUUAGCUGUCGUGAACUUGCCGUUUUCUGUCUUAUUUCUUGACAGUCAGUGCUGAGGCCCACAUUCAGCAAUGCAGAGCGCAGUCAGGAAACACACUACCCUGUUUAUUUUACAAGUUUAAAGUUUCCUGUGAGCAUCGGUUUCAAAGACAAAUGAAAGCAGACAAACGGAUUAUGGCUCAAAAUACUAUUUAAGCCUUGUAGCAGUUGACAGCACAAUAGAGAGAUGAUUAAGAACUGGUUCAUUUUUUUUCAUCCCUUGAUAUUGAUCUAGAAUGAUUUUUUUUUUUUGGUAAUAUGAUAAAAAUGUAUAAAACCCUUUGUCACAAACUGGAUGUCAAGAUUUUUUUUUUUUUUUCAGAUCUUAUUUUUCAGUUGUUUCUGAACUCAGUCCCCAUGUCAUGCUAGACUGCCAACUCUUAUUAUUAGAGUUGUUUGUGAAUCAAAUGCUCUGUGGACAUGGUCUGAACUUUGUGCCAAAUAUUCUGCCAAAACACAGCUUUUAUACAAGACCUACCUAUGCAUGGUUUUAGCGUAGUGUCUCAGUGCGCAGUGUGACGUCCCCUUUCACUGAUCAACAUGCAGUCACCAGUGUGAACCCAGCUUUCAGUAAAUUUAGGGUCUGUUGGCUGGAAUGUUGCUAAAAAGAAUUGAUACUGAGUUCUAAUUGUAAACUAGCUGGAGUUGUACUUUGCAGAGCAGAGAGUAUUUUGAGCUGACAGGUUUGAGUUGAACUGAAGCCUUUAUAUUUUCCACUUUAAUUGUGUAUCCUGGUUUGUCCUUAAAGAAACGGGGAUCAGACAUACCCUAGCUGCCAUCUGCGAUGCAACACUAAAACGAUUUAACACUACGAGAGUUGCUGAAUAGGUUUGUAGAAAUAUUUUUUUAUGAAAACAGACUGAGCUCUAAGUUUGUGUUUACAGCAUUGGGGACUAACUCAACCAAACCAUUGUACCACGCCUUCCUGUGUCGUUCCUUCACGUUUUCCACCAAGACUCUCAAAACCACUAUGGUACUGCAGCUGCUUUGCAAGAUAUAUAUCUAUAUUUCACAUGCCAUGUUAAGCUAUGAAGGAGAGGAUAACUUUUACAUGUAAGAGCUGAGGCACGACACGUUCUCUGUGGUAUGGUUUAGACGAGCCUCCCUUUGCAGAUGCCCUUAUGUUUUGGAAGAUAAAAGUGUUAUUUAUUUAUUUACAAGACAUGCAUCCUGAAAAGUGAAAAUGUGGACAUAUAUGCAAACAGUUUUCUAUUUAUGGAUGUGGAUGUGGAGGCCUAUUGGAUGAAUAUUGCUCAAUAAAGGAUUGUCAAGUUUUA
Molecule: messenger RNA, 4867 nt
Organism: Xiphias gladius (swordfish)
Lineage: Eukaryota; Metazoa; Chordata; Actinopteri; Istiophoriformes; Xiphiidae
Gene: specc1
Product: sperm antigen with calponin homology and coiled-coil domains 1
Exons: 15
Coding region: 182-3361 (1059 amino acids)
Biological process (GO): actin cytoskeleton organization
Cellular component (GO): filamentous actin; microtubule organizing center
Molecular function (GO): protein binding
Source: RefSeq, a predicted model, not a curated record